AUGACAUUGCAAGUCGAGAAAGAAACACAGUUUAUCUGUGUCACGCUUGAACGAGCCUUCAAUAACUGGCUGUGCUUGGAUCUUGCAGGGAUUCAGUUCCGCCUUCCUACUUCCUGCAGUGUGGACCGUGCUCAGCCACCACCAGCGGUGUCGUACCCUUCUAGUUACAAGAAGACUCCCCCUCCUGUGCCCCCGCGUGCCACCACCAAGCCUCUUAUCUCUGUGACAGCCCAGAGCAGUACCGAGUCUACCCAAGAUGCCUACCAGGAAGGAAGGCAAGCACGAGGCGGUCUGUGGACCACUGACAGCCUCGGACGUCCCAUCUACAGUUCCACAGACAGCUUGGACAGCGGCAAGGCGGUUACGAUGGCCAUGGAGUCUGCGGCGGCCAAGAGGCACGCGUCUUUGGGCAGCCACAGUUCCAUCCAGACAUGCGACAAAGCAGUACUGGUAUCGAAGGCGGAAGAGUACCUCAAAACCCCUCGAUCCUCUAUUGGGAUACAGGUGGAAACUGUGACGGACUCUGAGACUGAAGGUAAAGGCCUUCCUCAAUUCCACUCCAUAGGCAUCCAGGUGGAGGAUCAUAAACGGCAAGGACGGAUCAAGCGCUCCAACAGCGUUACUACCGCAGUGCAAGCCGACAUGGAGCUGGAGGGCUUCCCGUCCAUGGAAGACAAGGGUCUGCAGUUCGGUGGCGCUUUUGGACGCCACUCUGAACCCAGCACCCCCACGCAGUACGGGGCGAUCCGCACGGUGCGCACACAGGGCCUGUUCAGCUACAGGGAGGACUACCGGCCCUCCAGCGGGACAACCAGCCCGCAGCCUGAGGCCUGGCUGGCCGAACCCAGCCUGGAGGCCACCCAGACGGGCCGAGUGUCUCCGCUUCGCAGGGACGGUGGCUGGUUCAUGCAGCUUCUUCACAAUGAAACCAAAAGGCUGGAGGGAUGGUGCAAAGAGAUGGAAAGGGAGGCAGAGGAGCACGACCUGUCCGAGGAGAUUCUCGGGAAAAUCCGGAGUGCCGUGGGGAGCGCUCAGCUGCUCAUGUCCCAAAAGUUUCAGCAGUUUUACUGGCUGUGUCAGCAAAAUCUGGACCCCAGCGCCAUGCCCAGACCCACUUCUCAGGACCUGGCUGGAUUCUGGGACCUCUUGCAGCUUUCUAUUGACGACGUCACUGCAAAGUUUGAUGAGCUGCAGCAGAUCAAAAGCAACCAGUGGCGGAUGGUGGAGAGUCCCGAAAAGAAGGAGCGAAAGUGGAUCCCUCCUCUUACCAAGAGGCCUGCCAGGGGGCGUGGCGGCAUAAUGCGGGAACGAUCCCUGGACCUCCAGGACCGCCAGAGGCACGAGGCGCGCAGGCGGCUGAUGGCGGCCAAGCGAGCGGCGUCGUUCAGACAGAACUCAGCCACGGAGCGGGCCGACAGCAUCGAGAUCUACAUCCCGGAAGCUCAGACGAGGCUUUGAGGUCCACGGAUUCAUCCCUAAAAUCUCCUCGUUCACCGUCUUUGUCCAACACCAGUUUCGCAGCUACCAUCUACCACUUUAUGAUGUAUGUUACACAUCACUCUACCACCUUAUUCAUGGGGGAGUAGGGCUUGCAGGAAGAUUUCUACAACAAUAUGCAACCUGUUACCCCUUCAGUUUCCAUUUGCACAUGAGGAAAUACCGAGAGCAGGGGUGUCCAAACUUAGUCCACUGAGGGCCUCACACUGAAAAAUCAAAGCAUGCGGGGGCCAUUUUGAUAUUUUCCUUAUUUCAAAACCAGUAAAAUAUAUAGUUUUUUGUAACCUUUAGGGCUCCUCUCACGUUUGGUCCCAGGGACCUAAUAUGGGUCUCAGUCAGAAAAAUGUUAAAAACAAGUCAUAUAUAAUUUUACCUUUUUUUUAUUCAAGGCUUAAAUCUCUAGAUCAACUUCAGGUCUAUCUGUCAUUAUAAAAAAAAAGUUUUAUGUUUUAAGCCCUGUUUGUCAAAACACAGUUUUUUAUGGCAAAUACACAAUAUAUGCAAUAUUUUCUCCCUCCAAAAUUUCAGAGAUUAAUAUUUGAUGUGAAGUAAUUGGAGCCUUAAAUUAGUCAAUAAUUCAUAACAACGUUGAUUUUUAAUUUAUUAUUCUUUUUUAAGCAAUUACUUGUUUUAAAUGUCACACUAAAAUAUUUGGGGAUCCAAAAUGGCCCUUAUCAUAAAAGUGUUUAAAAAAAAAGGUCACAUAUUUUUUUUAUUUUAUUUUUUUACUUUCAACGCUUAAGUCUCUAAAUCAAUUUCAGGCUUAUCCAUUAAUUAUAAGUUUGUAAUAUGUUUUUCCUGUUUGUUUUAUGCCCUUUUUGUGUUUAAAAUAAGUCAUAAAUUUUUUUUUUAUCCUAAACCGUAACUUCAGGUUUAUCCGUCGAUUUUAAAUUUGUAUUAUUGUUUUCAUGUUGCAUAACAACAUUGUUUUCAAUUCAUUAUUCAUUUUUAAGCAAUGACAUUUAAAAUAUAAAUAUAAUUGCUUAAAAAAAUAGAUAUUUUUUUAAUGUUACAUUAAAAUAUUUGGGGCUCAAAAAGGCCCUACUCAUAAUAGUGUAUAAAAAAGGUCAUCCUUUUUUUUUUUUUUUACUUAAGUCUCUCAAUCAAUUUCAGGUCUAUCCGUUGAUUGUAAGUUGUUAUUAUUUUUUUCAUGUUUGUUUUAUUCCCUUUUAUUUGUCAAAACACAGUAUUUUAUGGCAAAAACACAAAAUAAACAAUAUUUUCCUCAACAAAUUUUCAAAGAAGAAUAUUUGAUGUGAAGUAAUAGGUCAAUAUUUCAUAACACCAUUGAUUUUAAUAUGGAUAGAUGGGUUACUUUUUAAGCAAUGGCAUUAGAAAAUACAUAUAUAUAUCAUUGCUUAAAAAAUAUAUUUUUUGAAUGCCACUAAAAUAUUUGGGGCCUUACUCAUAAAAGUGUCAAACAAGGUCAUACAUGUUUUAUUUUUUGCGCUUAUCCAUCGAUUAUAAGCUUUUAUAACCUUUUCAGGUUUGUUUAUGCCCUUUUUGUCAAAAUACAUUUUUAUGCAAAAACACAAACUAUACAAUAUUUUCCCCCAAAAAAAUGUCAAAGAGGAAUAUUUGAUUUGAAGUAAUCAGAGCCUUACAUAGGUCAAUAAUUCAUAACGACAUUGAUUUUGAUUCAUUAUUAUUUUUCAAGCAAUGAUUGUUGUUUUAAAUGUCACACGUUAUUUGGGGACCCAAAAGGGUUAUAAAAGUGUUUCAAGGCUUAAGACUCAAGAUCAAAUUCAGAUCUAUCCGUCGAUUAUUAUUUUUUCACAUUUCUUUUACGCAUGCACUUUUUGUAAAAUAAAAAGUUGCUCUUUUUAUGGCAAAAACAGAAGAUAUGCAGUAUUUUACACAAAAAAUAUUUUAAAGUGGAAUUUUUGAUGUGAAUUAAUUGGAGCCUUGACUAGGUCAAUUACUCAUAACAACAUUGAUUUUGAUUCAUUAUUAAUUUUGAGCAAUGACUGCUAUAAAGAAAAAACAGCCUGCAUGGCAGCUUUGUGUUUUUAGAGUCAACAUUGCAACUUUUUCUUGGUACAUUUCACCUGCUUGUUAUUUUAUUCCACAUCUUUAUGGGUUUUAAAAAAUAUAUAUAUAUAUAUUUCUAGAAUGUAUCCGUUAAAUAUUAGUUGCGGGCCACACUUUGGACAUCCCUGACCGAAAGUAUUAAUUAAUAAUUCAUUAUGUAAUUUAGAUUUUUUUUUGUGGAAACAGUAAAAAGUUCCUCCUAAAUCAGAACAUUACUGAAAAUUCCGCACUACCACUUUAAACUUCAUCUAUCUCAAUCUAACGUCCCAAUUCAACAUUACAUAUGAUGUUGCCAUCACAGAACAUAUGAAUUUGAUUUAUGAACUAAAGAGGUUUGAGGGGGGGAAGCAUUUUGCGCCUUAUGAUAUUCAUGUUUGUAUUUCCAAGGGAAAUGUAGUUUAUGGAGCUCAUGAGAUAAUGUUGCAGUUGAAUUGCAAAGGACAGUUGUUGUUGUUUUUUCAUGUCAUUCAAUGUCGGUCAUUCAACCCCGAAAGCCUCUCUUAGUUACAAUAUUGUGAUGACUCGAUAUGAUUUACAAUCUAUUUAUUGAUGAAUUGUUGGUUGAUUUGGGGACGUCUCUACGCUGCAACAUUUAAGCUCAGUUUGAACAAAAAAAAAAGUCAUUCCAGUCAUGAUAAGACGCAAAUGACACUUUAACACUGGUCAGUUACUAUCGUAAAUGGUGCUGCUUUUUACUCUCCAACGGUUGUCCUUAAACCAGGCUUAUGUGCACACACACACACACACACACACACACACACAACCACACACACACACACUCAAGGACUUUUUAAACAGAGAUUUAUCAAUAUGGUGCCCCGUUGUCUCCGCGGUGAUGUGUGCUCGCUCGGUUGUGACUUUAGAAAGGAUCAUCUUUGCAAUGCUCUUCAGAUUUGCAUGCUACACUGAGUCCAUGUUGUUGCCGUUGCGACUGCAGAUCACUGAAUUAGUAUAAGCGGACAAGCCAGGAACGCUAGCACCAGUGUACGUUUACCGCAAUGGCUAAAACGAAUAGCAUCACUAAUAGGGCUAAGCCUGCAAGCAAAAUCAACAGUUAUUCCUUAAUGUCCCUUUAAUGUCAAAUGUUUUCCAACGGGCUGAAAAAUCAAAGGAUAUAUUUGUAUCCAAACUUUGUGUCAUUUUUAGUAUCAACAUUUCAGCUUUUUUUUUUUACUUUGCUCUAUUUUUCCUUCAUUGUACCUGCUUUGGCAGGGCAAAAUAUCGCCGGUAUGUUUAAAACAUGCUGCCCAAGGGAACCUGCAAAUUAAAAUAGUUUAAACUGGCCAAAGGAAGUUAGAGUUAAAGACCCAAUAAGUAACAGCUUGAUGUAAAAAAUAUAUAUAUAUAUCGCUGGUAUGUUUUAAUCAUGUUCCCAAGAAAACCUGCAAAGCAGAAGAAUUUAAGCUAGCCAAUGGAAGCGAGAGUUAAAGACCCAAUAUGUAACAGCUUGAUGUAAAAAAAAAAAAAAAAAAAGCGCUUAUAUGCUUUAAACAUGUUCUUAAGAGAACCUGCGAAUCAGAAUAAUUUAAUCUGACCAAAGGAAAAUAGAGUUAAAGGCCCAAUAUGUAACAGCUUGAUGUAAAUAAAUAUAAAAUAUCACUAGUAUGUUUUAAACAUGUUCCCCAAGAAAAACUGCAAAUUAAAAUAAUUCAUUCUGGCCAAAGGAAGUUAGAGUUAAAGACCCAAUAUGUAGCAGCUUGAUGUUAAAAAAAUAUAUAUAUAAUAUCGCUGGUAUGUUUUAAACAUGUUCUCAAGAGAACCUGCAAAUUAGAAUAAUUUAAUCUGGCCAAAGGAAGGAGAGUUAAAGACCUAAUAUGUAACAACUUGAUGUAAAAACAUUUUUAUAAAAUAUCGCUAGUAUGUUUUAGACUUGAUGUAAAAAAAACGUAUAAAAUAUCGCUAGUAUGUUUUAAACAUGUUAAACCUGCAAAGCAGAAAAAUUUAAGAUAGCCAAAGAAGACAGAGUUAAAGACCCAAUAUGUCACAGUAUGAUGUAAAAAAAAAAAGAAAAAUAAGAAAAAAGUGUUACAAUAAAAAAAGUAAGAAAAAAAGUGUUACAAUAAUUAGGAGGCUACACUUGUUUGUGUCUGUGUUAUGUUGCUACGGUAACCAGAGAUCUUAUAUUAGUGGACCAGCCAGGACAAUGUACAUGUUGUUUUAGCACUAUAUGGACUACAUAUGGACCACGGUGGCUAAAAUUACACAGUACCCUUCACAACUAUAGUGGAGGAACCUGACAGCGAACCCCAACAAUUAUCCCUUAAUGCCUCCUUAAUGUAGUUAACACAGAACUAUGCCCUUUUCCCCUCAUUUGAUGGGGCAAAACAUCACUGAUAUUUGGGGGGGUAUUGUACAUCAUCUUCUUUAGUGGUAUAUGAUACUGGUGGACCAGCCAGGACAACUCGCACGUGGUCCACUUUUAAUUAAUAUGGACCACAGUGGCUGAAAUGAUAUGGUACCCUUCACAACUGUAGGGGAGGAACCUGACAGCAAACCCUAGCAAUUAUCCCUUAAUGCUCCUUUAAUCUUACUUUCACAAAUGUAUGCCUUUUUCCUAUUUUGAUAAGGCAAAACAUUGCUGGUGUUUAGGUGAAAUUGUACAUAAGUGGUCUGUAAUAUUGGUAAACAUCUUGUAUUUUGUGUGAGAACUAGCGUACUGUACAUUCACCUCUGUUAAUUUAGAUAAACCCUAGUGGCUCAAAUGACAUGGUAAACAUCAUACUGUAAGUAUGGAGGGUCUGGUAGCAAAACCAGAGCAAGUAUUUCUUAUUGAUCCUUUAAUCUCAAAACAGAUGCAGGCAUUUUCCCUGAUUUUAUAAGGCAAAACAUCACUGUUAUUUUGAAGAAAUUGUACAUCAUCUUCUUUAGUGGUCUGUAAUACUAGUGGACCAGCCAGGACACCUCAUGGUGUGCUGAGAAGACGAGGCUAUUUGACAAAAUUAUUGGUGUUUGAGUCUGUGGACUUUUUCUUUCUUUAUUUCAGAAUAACAUUUGUUGUUCUCAGUCACCCUACUGGGGUUUGACUGGCUUGAGGUCAGGGUUCUGCACACCAAACUCGUCCAAGCAUGCCUUCAUGGACUGGGAUAAGACCGUCCCCAUUAUCCACACAAUUAUGUGUGUAAAUAAGAUUAUUAGGAGCUUUGUGCCAACUUCCAAAAUAUUUUUCGAGCAUUGAGAAAAUGAUUGAUGCACAAUGUUAAGAAUUCUCCAUGUUCGUGUAUGUUAUGGGGAGACUUUUAUUUUGAAACGUUUUCUUUGCCCCGUGUCACUUCCGCUUCCAGGGUCACUUGUGUUAACUUGCGGUAACUUCUUUUUCCCAAUCCUGCCUUUAAUCAGUGCACUGGUCAUUGAUGAUGUGAGUACUCUGACGUUGUAUAAGACACAUUUGUAGUAUUAAUUGCCAUUUCUAAGUUUGAGUAAUGUUUAGCGGUGUUUUCAGAACAUUAU
Nerophis lumbriciformis (worm pipefish) is the source of this 6975-nucleotide messenger RNA. The record is from RefSeq and is a predicted model, not a curated record. Lineage: Eukaryota; Metazoa; Chordata; Actinopteri; Syngnathiformes; Syngnathidae.